GUCUUGAUCAGUGAGCAUAUGAGAGGAAAGUGAAACCAAGGUGGGAGUUCGAGUUCCUUUCGAGAUGUUGGCUCUCUUGGGUGGUCCUGAGAGGUUGUGUGAUCGAAUUUUCUAAUGAACAACAACGAAUUUUCUAAUGGUAAGUGACCAAGAAACGAUGGCCGGUGUCUUCAAGUCAUCUCUUCCGAAUAGUGGAACACGAAUCCGGCCACUUUUGCUGUCCUCGAAAUACGGUGGAGAGCCUAGUGGAAUACGAAUCCGGCCAUUUUUGCUGGCAUCUUUGUCGAGGAAAAUGAGAGGUGCGGUAGACCGAUUAGUGGCAAUAGUUGCCGCCGUUUCCAGUUCCAAAAGCCCACGUAGUAGGGAUGCGCUCGUACUUAAGAGGAGAAAGAACCGAAAAGCGCGCACCACAGUGGCAAGAGCUCUCUUUGGAUUUUUGUGUCUGUGCUUUUGCGCAAUUGUAGUGCUGAAAUUGGGAAGCGAACUCGCUCUUCUGAGGCAAGGAGAGACUACUUCUGUCUGUGUUGAGGAUGUUUCUAGAUCAACUACAGCGACUUCACUUGAGGCAAAGAGGAGUAUUAGCUCCAGCGCCAUCUCGGCGCCAGCAACGAGUACAUCAGCAACUACUUCGAGGACAGAUAUAAGUGAGACUACCACGGCUGCUACCGAAAACCCACUCGUAGGCUUUUUCGAUUUUCCCAGAAGAACCUUCGCAGCUCUUUCCGAAGUACCCCUUAGCAUCACCAUCUACUUCGAUUCUCUUUCCGAUUUCCUCACUUUGCCCAUCCUAGGCGCACACGCAAUAGGCUUUAUUGAUGGGCCACAUCCGUUACAUUGUCCGACCAAAUUUGAGGAGCUUUUUGACGCGGUGCAGACCGGCGCGAGCCUGUAUAAUCAAGCAGAGGUAGGACAAGCCAAGCGCGUCUUGACCGAAUACAUUGUCAAGUGGGCAAACACGGAUCCGUUGGUCGGCAUGGAGUGCAGUCUAGGAAUGGCCGCAGCGUACAGGACACUUACAUUUGUUAUGUGAACCAAAUCUGUCAGCACCUUGUGUGUAGAUGUGGCAAAGGCGUCCUGUCCUAUUCUACCCUAUCCUCCUAUGGUGGUUUUGUUGCUGCGUUCUUUCUAGAGAAGAGUACUUGCAGGAGAUCGAGAUGUUUUCGUAGAAGGUGUUGCAGGUUUGUUUCAAAAUAAGACGAGACUUCGCUACAACUACUCGUAUCGAAGUUCACCUUCAUACUUCCUCUUCUUAUAAUAUAGUAUACUGUCCUCUAACUCCACUUACUGUGCCAAUCCGCAUACCAACAACCGAAGAGCUUACCAAAUCGGCCUUCGGAUUCUUCACCAGGCAAUGAACUGGAUCACUCACGUUUUCGUGAAGAGCCAGCACGACGCGGACAUGAUCGAUGGGUCCAAGUGGCCUAUUACCAUCCAGCAAAUCAACGAUGAACUCACCAUUAUCCAGAACGUGCUCAAACAAGAUAAUAUACCGAAUUUAUGAGCAGCAGAGAAAUGAUUUGGAUUUGCGAAGAAGUAAGUAGAUAAAGAUAAAGAUAUAUCAUCUUUGUUGAAUUAUGAGGAUGCCCUGACUUAUGAGGGUUACUUACCGGAAGAACCGAAAUUGAGAUGUAGAUGGAGACCGUGCAGCUCGCUGCGUAGAUAGACCACGACACACCCACCUCGCCUUUUCUAACAACCGGCCACCAAGUGCAUCCGCGUCUUGCACCAGGGCUCAUCCAACACGACUUCAAACCUACAGCAUCUUCGUGGAUGUCUAGCGGCGAAAAUCGACACAAAAUUGGCAUUGUCUCGCUUUGCGCUUACCCAGAAGACCAUGUCUUGCCGCGGUAAUAUUUAUUCAAAUAGGAAUCCUGGAUCCUUGGACAUAUCAAGCAAAAUUUCGUGAUUUCCAUAUUCACAAAAAAAGUACAGACCUGCAAUUCGUCGACAGGUACGCUAUGUCGAACCACCAAAUCUACGCGAAAAAACAUGGAUACUCAUAUUUCGUAGAAACGCAACGCGUGGACCCAAAGCGACCGCAUGCUUGGGGAAAGAUCGCUUUACUGGAACAACAAUUGCUCCUUCCAGAUGGGCCAGAGUGGCUCCUUUGGUUUGACUGCGACACCUAUUUCAUGAACAUGACGACCACCAUCGAAUCCGUGCUGUAUCGAUAUUUAUGGCUAGUGAUAUCUAUCAUGUGUGAGAAUUAAGUUAAGUUAUUUAGGUGCACAGAUCGUACGAACAAUACUUGAUGAUGUCCUGUCUAAGUUCCGCAGGGAUUCCAAAAGACGAACUCGCUAGUAGAGAAGCAGGCGCAGCUAGCCAAGCAAACAAAAUCGCUACACAGCCGCGAUUCGAAACGAAGUCGAAGAUCUAUUCAGUUUAUGAAGACAAAGCUGUAAAUCAUAUGUAUCUAUAGGAAACCACUUGCACUUCGUAAUUUCUUAGUAGAAAAAGAAUGCAGCAGCUGUAUUUCUACUUCAUGACACAUAGAUAUAGCCGACAUUUCUCAAGUACAUGAAACUCCGACACCACAAUGGUGUUUUCUUCAUUCUUCCGAUGAUGUGGUAUUGGAUCCAACGGUGCAUCUGAUCAUCGCGGAAGACAAUGCAAUGUUGAAUAGCGGCACUUUCUUUGUGAAAAAGUCCGAGUGGAGCGUGAAUUUGAUGCGACAAAUAUGGGGCGAUGAGAAGACCAGUCCGUGGGUCGACCAUCCGUGGUGGGAGAAUGCUGCGCUUACUUGGUAUUGUUUUUUUACACUUUUCUUGAUCUUGCUCGGGGUGGUUGUAGAUACAGUAGAUGCGCGAGUCGCAGAAUUCCAGCAGUGCGGCAGAUGAAUGGCGGGCGGGUCGCCCGUGGGGGUCCAGGCUCCGGCAAGGCGCUCGCGGCUACGGGUCCGAUUGACAUCGCGCGGGAAUGUGAAUGAACGGGCAGAAGCGCGCCCCGCCUAGGAGGAGCCAGGACCCCCGAAGCGAAAGGCGAUAGGCAACAGGUGACGCGCAUGCAAGCCCCGCCACGGCCUUCAGAGCGUGGGCGCAUAUCGUAGCAGAGUGGGCGCUCGAGCUCAAAAGAGAAGCAGCCGCCCCUUCGGGCUCUGUUUGCGUGGGGUUUGCCGGUUUUGGGAUUGUGCUGAAAGAAAAGGCCACGCGCCAAGCUCCUGCAGGAGACUGGCCGCGGCGCUUGGAUCACCGGGCGGAGAAGUGCGCCGCCUGGGCCAGUUGGUUCUUCGGUUUGCUGUACAUCAAAGAAAAGGCAAGGCGCUCAAGGGCUGGCCUUGGGGUUUCUUUGCUGUGCCUGCAUGUCGUCGAAGGGCGUGAAUGAUAGGACGCGCGGGCUUUCAACUAAGAACGCAGGGAGGCACCCAGCUGCGUGCCCUGUCGCCGGGGCCGGAGAGGUCAAGGCCUCAAUCACUUGGCAGCUGCUUCAUGACUUUCCGCGAGAGAUCAAACGGAUGGCAAACCAUGGCUUCCGUAACCGCGGACAUUUUGGCUCAAGACAAGCGCCCAAAUAUCAGCUUCGAAACGUCUCCCAGCUCUCCGCCUUCUGAUCGGCUCAGAGCCACGGCAGGGCCAUUUGGUAAAGCUGCAACGCCUGGCGUGCAAGCGGUUGAAGGAUGGCGCAGCGCAGCGCGUAGCAUCUGCAGCGACUGCCUGAACAUAUGGGAAACGUUAUUGCGAGCCAGUGCGGUGAUAGAUCGCGGCGAUCCUCUGAGCUUAGUCGAGUGCUUUGAGUGGAAUAAACGGGCCGACGGGUGACGUGUUGCAUUUGAGCAGGGGGCGGCAUAUGAACGCGGGCGGCGGCGGUAUUUGCUCACGCGUCGCGCCCUCGCGGCUCUGGAUGCAAUCGCAGGCAGGUCGAAGAAAAAGCGCGCCCCUGUGAAUCCAUGCGACCGCGGAACCAUCUGGCUGAAGAACCGGAGCCAGCAAUACGAGGCCAACGGUUCGCGUUUCUGUCACUAAGCAGACGCCGAGCACAGGACAGGCUGAACUGGCAACAAUCCAUCUACUAAUACGCCGCCAGUCAUGACGGAUUGCCCCGCGCCUUCGGGGCCCAGUGGGGUUGCGCUGACGAAUGCGGCUACAAGCCGCGCCGCCGGCAUCGUGAUGGCCUUCGGUCAGGCUUUGGAAGAUGCCUGCGCCAGCAAAAACGCUACCUGAUGGAAUGCUCCGCACAGUUGUCCAAACUAUCGCCACAGCAUGGCUUUAUCGCUUUACGGACGUCAAGGCACGAGCGAGAGAGUACCUGCGGCACAUUGGGCGCAACGCUCGCGACUCUUACAAAUCGGCCGAACUCUUUCGCGUGGUGCUUGCUUUUGGUUACCAGAUUGUCGCGGACGCCGAUGCCAUGGACACUCCGCUCGAGCUGUCUGUAGCCGUUUCCAUGUAAUACAUGGAACGGCUACGGACAUCGCUGACCGGCUCACUGCGGUCUUACAGGUCAAGCGUCAGUGCGCCCUUUAUCGUAGCGCGGCGCCAUUGAUUGCGGCACAAGAAGAGCACGGCUUGAAUAGACAGAGGAGGAGCAAUACGAGAUCAACGGAGCACCUUUCUGCCACUAAGCAGACGCCGAGCACAGGCGCAACUGGCAACAAUCCGUCUACUAGCACGCCGCCAGUCGUGACGGAUCGCCCCGCGGUUGCGCCGCUUGGCAUUCAUGUGUCGGAUGUUGUCUGCUGUCGUGGUGAUGCUUGCAAGCCAGUUGGCGAAUUGGGGAAACUUCUGGGGCCUUUGUGUUUUCGCUAAUAAAACGAAAGCGGUCGAGAAAGAUCGAGCGACGGGUGGCGGAAACGCCCGGAGCCCCCCGAAGAGCACCGGGGCCACUGCUACCUCGGUCAGACGUAAGCCAUGCCGCCAGCGAGUUGGCUUCGCCCAAGGAGCGCAACGCACCGCCGGCGCCUGGCGAUGGGGUCGACGCCAGGAGGAACGCGGGGGCCAAAGUCGCCCGCUGGCAGGGUGUUAGGCAUUUCCGCUGCUUAAGAGGACCGACGGGAGACGCGUGGCGGCGUGCCCAAGCUUGGGAGCUUUGUGUGCUUCGCUUCUUGCCCCCGCCUCCGGGGCUGAACGAGGCGGCCUUGGGCCAAGGCGUCGGCAAACAAUGGACGGCGACCCAGGCCGGGCCCUUUGGAUUUGUUGGGAAUUCUUUGGAGGAGAUAGCGGCGCAUGUCAGCAAGGUAAUUCUGGGACUCGGCGAUGGGAUUGGCGGGCCUUCAGUCCAGACAUUGGCUACAGCGGUAGCCGCUUUUGGGCUGCAUUUCUACGCUGCUGGGGGUUUAUAUGCUAACAAAACAGCGGGCGCUGGAAAGUCGGCCAGCAGCGGGGUCGUGUGUCUUCAGUGCGUCGGGCUGUGUUGUGGUCCCCCGCUGCAGGUCUUGCCGUGUGCGUGGUCUGUCUCUCGUGACAUAUGUCGCAAAGUUCAACCAAAGUACGCACAUUGCUGCGCCCACGCGUGUCGCAGCCGCUUCGGUGCUGCGGGUGAGGGGCCGGGCUCGCUGCCGCACGUGGCAGGACCGCGGCCGCUUCUCGGGGCGGGGCGUUGUAGGAUAGCUACCAACCACCAACGACGAGCUUGCGGCGGUAGCUGGCAGGUGGUCCCCCCUAAGAUACAUCGCGCGCGCUGCCGACUUAACUCAACAUCUCUAGGUAGGCAUAAUUGAUUCCUUAGAGGACAUCUCAACGUGAUUCGCAAACUUAACUCAGCAUCUCUAGGAAUUCCCUAAAGGACAUCCCAACGCGCUUCGAAAACUUAACUAAACAUCUCUAGGCACUUCCUGAAGGACAUUCCAGCGCGUUUUGCUGA
Molecule: messenger RNA, 5796 nt
Organism: Amoebophrya sp. A25
Lineage: Eukaryota; Dinophyceae; Syndiniales; Amoebophryaceae
Source: the annotation of a GenBank genome assembly